GUUCACGGAAUGGUCAAAUUAUCGUACAUUUGGCCUUUUGUUUUAGGAAUAUUGAUUGUACAUCGUACAGAGAGCAAAAUUGUGGUACAAAUACGAUAAUUAUCGUACACCUGGCAACACUGAGCAGAACAGUCUUCCACAGUUCCCUUUUGCUCAUUUCCCUCUGGCUCCUGAGGAAAGCCCGAUUGUACCGCGGAGGGGCUCAUGUAACUUUGAGGAACUUCAUAUUAAGGCUGCCGAAAGAAAUAUAAAUAUAAUCCCUGCAGCAUUAACAGGUUGAGGCCUAAAAACCUGCCUAAAAACAGACGAGAGACAUAGUUCAGAGUUCAAACUACCAUCCAUCCAUCAAUUUUCUACACCCGCUUCUUCUGUACAGGGAGCUGGUGCCCUACGGGCAAGAGGAUAAAUGACUGCCCAAACAUCCAAGGUGGUGCUGUCAUUGGACACUAAAGAGGUGGACUCGCUCAAAGAUGGCGUGAACUUCAAGAAAAACCCCAGCGAUGGGAAAUGUUACAUCAUAUACAAGAGCAGUGGUGGCUUUAAAGCAUGCAAGAAUCAGUGCAAACACCAAGGAGGGGUGUUUAUCAAGGAUAUAGAAGAUUUGGAUAGCAGGACAGUCAAAUGCACCAAACACAACUGGAAGUUAAACAUCUCAUCAAUGAAAUACGUGAACCCGCCUGACAGCUUCCAGCAGGAUGAACUCGAAGUUGUGAUCUUGGAUGAAGGGGGGAUGCAACUCGUGGAGCUGAGCCCAAUUGACCCCUGGCUGACUGCCCCCAGAAAGCCUCUGGAGCUCCAGGAGGGAGAAGUGAAAAUAACGUACCUCACCCACGCUUGCAUGGAGCUUCAGUUCGGACAGAAGUGCUUCCUGUUUGACCCCUGGCUGAGGGGUCCUGCCUUUGCCCGAGGCUGGUGGCUUCUCCACGAGCCCCCGGCAGAUUGCCUGGAUAGACUCUGUGCAGCUGAUCUGAUCUACAUCAGCCACUUGCACUCUGACCACCUGAGUUACCCCACCCUGAAAGUGCUGUCGGAGAGGAGGCCCGAUGUUCCCAUAUAUGUUGGUGACACAAGCAGGCCAGUUUUUUGGUAUUUAGAGCAAAGCAAAGUCAAGCUGACCAAUAUCAAAGUCACUCCUUUUGGUGUUUGGCAGAACGUUGAUGAAAGCCUGAGGUUCAUGAUUCUGAUGGACGGUGUCCAUCCUGAAAUGGACACCUGCAUCAUUGUUGACUAUAAAGGUCACAUGAUCCUAAACACAGUGGACUGCACCAGACCGAAUGGUGGCAGACUUCCACAAAAUGUGGACCUGAUGAUGAGUGAUUUUGCUGGUGGUGCUUCUGGAUUUCCAAUGACUUUUCAAGGGGGAAAAUACAGCAGCUCUUGGAAGGCAGAGUUCAUCAAGAAUGAAAGGAAAAAGUUAUUGAACUACAAAGCUACGCUGGUCAAAUCACUACAGCCAAGGAUCUACUGCCCCUUUGCUGGAUAUUUUGUGGAAGCUCAUCCAUCAGACAAGUACAUUAAGAAUACAAACAUCAAAAAUAGCCCAGAGGACCUCAAUGCACUGAUCAAUAAGCUUGCACCAGACACCAAGACGUGGACGCCCAAGCCUGGCGCCAUGCUGGACCUUUGCCUUGCACUGAAAGACCCCUCAAGCAGAAAGGCCAUCACUGAUCCUCCAGCAAGUACCAAAAUCUACAAGGACAGCUGGGAGUUUGACUUGUAUGUAGAUGAGCUGAACAGCGCCUUGGACAGUGAGAUAUUUAAACAUUCAGACUGGAUCCAGUUUUAUUACACCUGGGCAGGCUUUCAAGACUACAACCUGGUGGUCCGGAUGAUUGAAACAGAUGACAACUUUGAACAACUCUCUAAUGGUUAUGACUACUUUGUGGACUUCUUGGAUUUAUCUUUUCCCUCCACAAGACCGAACAGAGAACACUGCUACAUUGAGAUUAAAAACAGAGUCGGUGUGAUGCGGUAUGUGGUGCUGCAUGGCUGCCUCUGGGAUGACCUGUAUAUUGGCUUUCAGAACCGCAUCAGCCGAGAUCCGGACAUCUACCACCACAGGUUCUGGAAUCAUUUCCAGACCCAGUUACCACUUUGCUGUCCAGACUGGAACCAGUUUCUGGCGGGGUACACCCUGGACAGGUUGCCAGUCCAUCGCAGGGCAACGCAGAGACACAGGACAAACAACCAAUCUCAACCAAACUCCAUGCAGAAAGACCCCCCAGACCCAGAACCUUCUUGGUGUCCAGGUGCUGAUACCCCACAGGGGCAACCAGGAGGUGUUCCCCUUCCCUCUGAGGGCGGAGACAGGCAGACCGUCCUAGCACCUGAACCUGGUCCAGGCAUCCUGCCAACCCCACACCCAAACCCUGGAGGUUCCCCCAGGAUGCCAGCUACCCACGGCACACCUCGCCACACCUCGCAGGAUGGCCAGCCCCUCCACCUAAGCGAAGCCACAUCUCAAUGA
Messenger RNA from Girardinichthys multiradiatus, 2467 nucleotides. Its product is annotated as cytidine monophosphate-N-acetylneuraminic acid hydroxylase-like. NCBI's taxonomy places the organism in Eukaryota, Metazoa, Chordata, Actinopteri, Cyprinodontiformes, Goodeidae. The transcript is spliced from 18 exons. The coding region runs from base 407 to 2467 and encodes 686 amino acids. Gene Ontology annotation, molecular function: 2 iron, 2 sulfur cluster binding. The record is from RefSeq and is a predicted model, not a curated record.